AUGUUUCAGAACACAUCUGUAUCUACAUUUUUGCUUCUAGAAUUCUCCAAGACCUGGGAACUGCAGAUUCUCCAUUUCACCAUGUUCCUGUUGUUAUAUUUAACAAUUAUAACAGGGAAUAUUUUAAUCAUCUCUGCAGUAGCAUUUGACCAUCAUCUUCAUACACCAUUAUAUUUCUUUCUGAUGAAUUUGGCUGUACAGGAUUUGUGCUCUGUUUCAGUGAUUCUUCCCAAAUCCAUGAUCAAUUCCCUCCUGAAUACCAGGGACAUUUCUUAUUUUGGAUGUGUUGCUCAGGUUUUUUUGGUUUUCUUUUUUAUAUCAUCAGAUUUUUUUCUUCUCACAGUCAUGGCAUAUGACCGGUAUAUUGCUAUAUGUAAUCCACUGCACUAUGAAAUGAUGAUGAGCAAGCAAGCUUGUACACGAAUGGUAACUAUGGUAUGGUUUGCUGGUCUUGCUCAUGGGGUUAUACACACAAGUGGGACUUUUGCAACCCCUUUCUGCUCUAAUGUGAUAAAUCAAUUCUUCUGUGAGAUCCCCCAGUUACUUAAACUUGCUUGCUCUGACUUAUAUUUAAUUGAACUUGGAGUUGUAGUUCUAAGUGUUGCCAUUGGGGUAGGUUGCUGUUGCUUCAUUAUUGUGACUUAUGUACAUAUCUUCACGGCACUCUUUCAGAUUCCUUCCUUGCAGGGGAGGCAAAAAGCAUUUGCAACUUGUCUUCCUCACAUCAUUGUAUUUUCCAUGUUUUUAUUUACAGCAAGUACUGCUUAUUUACGACCAACCUCUGACACUCCAUCAUAUCUGGACUUGAUUUUUACAAUGAUAUAUUCAAUGCUUCCUCCUCUGCUGAAUCCAAUUAUUUACAGCAUGAGAAACAAGGCAAUUAAAAAAGCUCUCUCAAAACUAUUCAGAGGAAAACACUGUUCCCUGAAUACAUCAUGCUGA
This is a messenger RNA of Protobothrops mucrosquamatus (brown spotted pit viper), 942 nucleotides long. RefSeq names its product olfactory receptor 14A16-like. The coding region runs from base 1 to 942 and encodes 313 amino acids. Gene Ontology annotation, molecular function: odorant binding; olfactory receptor activity; G protein-coupled receptor activity. Gene Ontology annotation, cellular component: membrane. The record is from RefSeq and is a predicted model, not a curated record. NCBI's taxonomy places the organism in Eukaryota, Metazoa, Chordata, Lepidosauria, Squamata, Viperidae. Gene Ontology annotation, biological process: G protein-coupled receptor signaling pathway. The transcript has a single exon.